UUUUAUUGCCGAAGCAGCCAUGUGUGAUGGUUUUUUAAGCCUUCGCACAGGUUUGUGUUUUUCGGGGGGAGUGAUGUGUGUGGAAUGGGAGUGAAGGGAAUGGCGGAUGAGCUUUCGCUCACCAUACCGCCCAAGGUGGUCUGUGACAAAUAUAGAGUGAAAUCUUGGGUCGCUCCACACAAACGACCCAGCACAAUGCGAGGAAGAGAACAAACUCUUCAGUUCUUUUUCUCUCCUCACAAUGUACUUCCUUGUCUGACACUAGUCCGGCGUAGUUCUCAGCAACGAUCUUAG
This is a messenger RNA of Meloidogyne enterolobii, 294 nucleotides long. The record is from the annotation of a GenBank genome assembly. Lineage: Eukaryota; Metazoa; Nematoda; Chromadorea; Rhabditida; Meloidogynidae.